Messenger RNA from Solanum dulcamara, 1081 nucleotides. Its product is annotated as agamous-like MADS-box protein AGL12. Lineage: Eukaryota; Viridiplantae; Streptophyta; Magnoliopsida; Solanales; Solanaceae. Bases 185 to 790 code for a protein of 201 amino acids. Gene Ontology annotation, molecular function: protein dimerization activity; DNA-binding transcription factor activity, RNA polymerase II-specific; RNA polymerase II cis-regulatory region sequence-specific DNA binding. Gene Ontology annotation, cellular component: nucleus. The record is from RefSeq and is a predicted model, not a curated record. The transcript has 7 exons. Gene Ontology annotation, biological process: positive regulation of transcription by RNA polymerase II.
GGGAAGAAACAAUAUGAAAGAAGAAAGAGUGAAGUUGUGCUAAGCAACUAAACUACGUAGUGAACAAGGAGAGUAGUGCAACAACCUCGAAGCUAGUUCAAACUAGUGGGAGGUUGUCUGCAAAAAAAGCAGCCAACACUCAAUUAGAAAAUCUUAAGAUAGUAAUUUGUUAUUGAAGAAAGAAAUGGCUCGUGGUAAGGUUCAAAUGAAGAGGAUAGAGAACCCGGUUCAUCGGCAGGUGACUUUCUGCAAACGCCGAGCAGGGCUUCUUAAGAAGGCAAAGGAGCUGUCUGUCUUGUGCGAUGCUGAAAUUGGUCUUUUCAUUUUCUCCGCUCACGGAAAGCUCUAUGAACUCGCCACUAAAGGAAGCAUGCAAGGGCUGAUUGAGAAGUACCUGAAGUCAACCAAGAGAUGUGAGGUAGCUGAGGAAGCCAAAGAUAAACAAGCUCUGGACCCAAAAGAGGAGAUCAACAUGCUGAAGAAUGAGAUUGACGUACUCCAGAAAGGCUUAAGCUACAUGUAUGGGGGAGGUGCUGGAACAAUGACACUAGAAGAAUUGCAUUCACUUGAAAAGUACCUUGAAAUUUGGAUGUAUCAUAUUCGUUCAGCAAAGAUGGAUAUCAUGUUUCAAGAGAUCCAGCUGCUGAAGAAUAAGGAAGGGAUACUGGAAGCUGCAAACAAAUAUUUACAAGAUAAGAUAGAUGAGCAAUACACCAUGACUAACUUGACACAGACUUUGACUGACUUUCAAUGCCCACUAACUAUACAAAAUGAGAUAUUCCAGUUCUAACAUAUGCUCACUACAGAAGCUAUUCUUAUAGGGAAGAAUCUAGUUAAUUUGAUAAGGAUAUGUAAUAAUGAUGAUUGAGUAGUUUCACUUUGUAAACAUUAACAUAUAAGUAUAUUAUGCUCAAUUUAGGUAAUAUGUUAAGUGUGUGGGUGCACAUGGAUGAUAAUUCCGUUGGAGGUCAACUUCUUUAGUGUAUCUUAAGAAGCGUGGUGCUACUUAUUAUAGAUGUCAUCUUCUAUAACUUUUAAGUAUGCUUUAUAAAAUAAAUCCUUUUCUUAUUAUUGAAAUGAA